Molecule: messenger RNA, 6559 nt
Organism: Symbiodinium sp. CCMP2592
Lineage: Eukaryota; Dinophyceae; Suessiales; Symbiodiniaceae
Source: the annotation of a GenBank genome assembly
GCAAAGUAGUCCGGAGAGAAAGAAUGCAGAGGAUCCCAAGAAGAAGAAGCAAAGGCAAAGAAGUCCGGAGAGAAAGACUGCAGAGGAUCCCAAGAAGAGGAAGCAAAGGCAAAGUAGCCCGGAGAGAAAGGCUGCAGAGGAUCCCAAGAAGAAGAAGAAGAAAAGGCAAAGUAGCCCGGAAAGAAAGGCUGCAGAGGAUCCCAAGAAGAACAAGCAAAGGCAAAGUAGCCCGGAGAGAAAGGCUGCAGAGGAUCCAAAGAAGAAUAAGAAGCAAAGGCUAUAUAGUCCAGAGAGAAAGGCUGCAGAGGAUCCUAAGAAGAAGAAGAAGAAGCAAAGGCAAAGUAGCCCGGAGAGAAAGGCGGCAGAGGAUCCCAAGAAGAAGAAGAAGAAGCAAAGGCAAAGUAGCCCGGAGAGAAAGGCUGCAGAGGAUCCCAAGAAGAAGAAGCAAAGGCACAGUAGCCCGGAGAGAAAGGCUGCAGAGGAUCCCAAGAAGAAGAAGAAGCAAAAUAGCCCGGAGAGAAAGGCUGCAGAAGAUCCCAAGAAGAAGAAGAAGCAAAGGCAAAGUAGCCCAGAGAGAAAGGCUGCAGAGGCUGCAGAGGAACCCAAGAAGAAGAAGAAUCAAAGGCAAAGUAUUGGUAGCCCGGAGAGAAAGGCUGCAUUGGAUCCCAAGAAGAAGAAGAAGCAAAGGCAAAGUAGCCCGGAGAGAAAGGCUGCAGAGGAUCCCAAGAAGAAGAAGCCAAGGCAAAGUAGCCCGGAGAGAAAGGCUGCAGAGGAUCCUAAAAAGAAGAAGAAGAAGCAAAGGCAAAGUAGUCCGGAGAGAAAGGCUGCAGAGGAUCCCAAGAAGAAGAAGCAAAGGCAAAGUAGCCCUACAGAGGAUCCGAAGAAGAAGAAGAAGCAAAGGCAAAACAGCCUGGGGAAUAAGGCUAUAGAGGAUCCCAAGAAGAAGAAGAAGCAAAGGCAACCUAGCCUGGAGAGAAAGGCUGCAGAGGAUCCCAAGCAGAAGAAGAAGAAGCCAAGGCAAAGUAGUCCGGACAGAAAGGCUGCAGAGGAUCCCAAGAAGAAGAAGCAAAGGCAAAGCAGCUCGGAGAGAAAGGUUGCAGAGGAUUCCAAGAAGAAGAAGAAGAAGAAGACGAAGCAAAGGCAAAAGAGUCCGGAGAGAAAGGCUGCAGAGGAUCCCAAGAAGAAGAAGAAGCCAAGGCAAAGUAGCCCGGAGAGAAAGGCUGCAGAGGAUCCCAAGAAGAAGAAGAAGCAAAGGCAAACUAGAAAGGUUGCAGAAGAUCCCAAGAAGAAGAAGCAAAGACAAAGUAGCCCGGAAAGAACGGCUGCAGAGGAUCCCAAGAAGAAGAAAAAGCAAAGGCAAAGUAGCCCGGAGAGAAAGGCUGCAGAGGAUCCCAAGAAGAAGAAGCAAAGGCAAAGUAGCGAGGAGAGAAAGGCUGCAGAGGAUCCCAAGAAGAAGAAGAAGCAAAGGCAAAAUAGCCCGGCUGCAGAGGAUCCCAAGAAGAAGAAGAAGCAAAGGCAAAGUAGCCCGGAGAGAAAGGCUACAGAGGAUCCCAAGAAGAAGAAGCAAAGGCAAAGUAGCCCGGACAGAAAGGCUGCAGAGGAUCCCAAGAAGAAGAAGAAGCAAAGGCAAAAUAGCCCGGAGAGAAAGGCUGCAGAGGAUCCCAAGAAGAAGAAGAAGCAAAAGCAAAAUAGCCCGGAGAGAAAGGCUGCAGAGGAUCCCAAGAAGAAGAAGGAACAAAGGCAAAGUAGCCCGGAGAGAAAGGCUGCAGAGGAUCCCAAGAAGAAGAAGAAGAAGCAAAGGCAAAGUAGCCCGGAGAGAAAGGCUGCAGAAGAUCCCAAGAAGAAGAAGCAAAGGCAAAGUAGCCCGGAGAGAAAGGCUGCAGAGGAUCCCAAGAAGAAGAAGCCAAGGCAAAGUAGCCCGGAGAGAAAGGCUGCAGAGGCAAAGCAGCCCGAGAGAAAGGCUGCAGAGGAUCCCAAGAAGAAGAAGCAAAGGCAAAGUAGCCCUACAGAGGAUCCGAAGAAGAAGAAGAAGCAAAGGCAAAACAGCCUGGGGAAUAAGGCUAUAGAGGAUCCCAAGAAGAAGAAGAAGAAGCAAAGGCAAAGUAGCCCGGAGAGAAAGGCUGCAGAGGAUCCCAAGCAGAAGAAGAAGAGGCAAAGGCAAAGUAGUCCGGAGAGAAAGGCUGCAGAGGAUCCCAAGAAGAAGAAGCAAAGGCAAAGCAGCUCGGAGAGAAAGGUUGCAGAGGAUUCCAAGAAGAAGAAGACGAAGCAAAGGCAAAAGAGUCCGGAGAGAAAGGCUGCAGAGGACCCCAAGAAGAAGAAGCAAAGGCAAAGGAGUCCGGAGAGAAAAGCUGCAGAGGAUCCCAAGAAGAAGAAGAAGCAAAGGCAAAGUAGAAAGGUUGCAGAGGAUCCCAAGAAGAAGAAGCAAAGACAAAGUAGCCCGGAAAGAACGGCUGCAGAGGAUUCCAAGAAGAAGAAGAAGCAAAGGCAAACUAGCCCGGAGAGAAAGGCUGCAGAGGAUUCCAAGAAGAAGAAGAAGCCAAGGCAAAGUAGCCCGGAGAGAAAGGCUACAGAGGAUCCCAAGAAGAAGAAGAAGCAAAGGCAAAGUAGCCCGGAGAGAAAGGCUGCAGAGAAUCCCAAGAAGAAGAAGAAGCAAAGGCAAAGUAGCCCGGAGAGAAAGGCUGCAGAGGAUCCCAAGGAGAAGAAGAAGCAAAGGCAAAGUAGCCCGGAGAGAAAGGCUGCAGAGGAUCCCAAGAAGAAGAAGAAGAAGCAAAGGCAAAGUAGCCCGGAGAGAAAGGUUGCAGAGGAUCCCAAGAAGAAGAAGCAAAGGCAAAAGAGCCCGGAGAGAAAGGCUACAGAGGAUCCCAAGAAGAAGAAGAAGCAAAGGCAAAAGAGCCCGGCUGCAGAAGAUCCCAAGAAGAAGAAGAAGCAAAGCCAAAGUAACCCGGAGAGAAAGGCUGCAGAGGAUCCCAAGAAGAAGAAGAAGAAGACGAAGCAAAGGCAAAAGAGCCCGGAGAGAAAGGCUGCAGAGGAUCCCAAGAAGAAGAAGAAGCAAAGGCAAAGUAGUCCGGAGAGAAAGGUUGCAGAGGAUCCCAAAAAGAAGAAGAAGCAAAGGCAAAGUAGCCCGGAGAGAAAGGCUGCAGAAGAUCGCAAGAAGAAGAAGAAGCAAAGGCAAAGUAGCCCGGCCGCAGAGGAUCCCAAGAAGAAGAAGAAGACGCAAAGCCAAAGUAGUCUGGAGAGAAAGGCUGCAGAAGCUUCCAAGAAGAAGAAGAAGCAAAGGCAAAAGAGCCCGGAGAGAAAGGCUGCAGAGGAUCCCAAGAAGAAGAAGCAAAGGCAAAGUAGUCCGGAGAGAAAGGCUGCAGAGGAUCCCAAGAAGAAGAAGAAGCAAAGGCAAAGUAGUCCGGAGAGAAAGACUGCAGAGGUUGCAGAGGAUUCCAAGAAGAAGAAGAAGAAGAAAAGGCAAAAGAGUCCGGCUGCAGAGGAUCCCAAGAAGAAGAAGAAGCAAAGGCAAAGUAGCCCGGAGAGAAAGGCUGCAGAGGAUCCCAAGAAGAAGAAGAAGCAAAGGCAAAGUAGAAAGGUUGCAGAGGAUCCCAAGCAGAAGAAGAAGCAAAGACAAAGUAGCAUGGAAAGAACGGCUGCAGAGGAUUCCAAGAAGAAGAAGAAGCAAAGGCAAACUAGCCUGGAGAGAAAGGCUGCAGAGGAUCCCAAGAAGAAGAAGAAGCAAAGGCAAAAAAGAAAGGUUGCAGAGGAUCCCAAGAAGAAGAAGAAGAAGCAAAGGCAAAGUAGCCCGGAGAGAAAGGCUGUAGAAGAUCACAAGAAGAAGAAGCAAAGGCAAAGUAGCGAGGAGAGAAAGGCUGCAGAGGAUCCCAAGAAGAAGAAGAAGCAAAGGCAAAAUAGCCCGGAGAGAAAGGCUGCAGAGAAGAUCGCAAAAGAAGAAGCAAAGGCAAUUAGUUGGAGAGAAGGCACUGCAGAGGCAAAGAGUUGGAGAGGAGAAAGGCGGCAGAGGAUCCCCAAGAAGAAGAAGAAGCAGCAAAGGCUAAGUAGUCCGGAGAGAAAGGCUGCAGAGGAUCACAAGAAGAAGAAGAAGCAAAGGCAAAGUAGCCCGGAGAGAAAGGCUGCAGAGGAUCACAAAAAGAAGAAGCAAAGGCAAAGUAGCCCGGAGAGAAAGGCGGCAGAAGAUCCCAAGAAGAAGAAGAAGCAAAGGCAAAGUAGUCCGGAGAGAAAGGCUGCAGAGGAUCCCAAGAAGAAGAAGAAGAAGCAAAGCCAAAGUAGCCCGGAGAGAAAUGCUGCAGAGGAUCCCAAGAAGAAGAAGGAAAAGAAGAAGAAGAAGAAGAAGCAAAGGCAAAGUAGCCCGGAGAGAAAGGCUGCAGAGGAUCCCAAGAAGAAGAAGCAAAAGCAAGAUUGCCCGGAGAGAAAGGCUGCAGAGGAUCCCAAGAAGAAGAAGAAGCAAAGGCAAAGUAGCCCGGAGAGAAAGGCUGCAGAGGAUCCCAAGAAGAAGAAGCAAAGGCAAAGGAGUGGUAGCCCGGAGAGAAAGGCUGCAUUGGAUCCCAAGAAGAAGCAGCAAAGGCAAAAGAAACCGGAGAGAAAGGCUGCAGAGGACCCCAAGAAGAAGAAGAAGCAAAGACAAAAUAGCCCGGAAAGAAAGGCUGCAGAGGAUCCCAAGAAGAAGAAGAAGAAGCAAAGGCAAAGUAGGCCGGAGAGAAAGGCUGCAGAGGAUCCCAAGAAGAAGAAGAAGAAGAAGCAAAGCCAAAGUAGCCCGGAGAGAAAGGCUGCAGAGGAUCCCAAGAAGAAGAUGAAGGAAAAGAAGAAGAAGAAGCAAAGGCAAAGUAGCCCGGAGAGAAAGGCUGCAGAGGGUCCCAAGAAGAAGAAGAAGCCAAGGCAAAGUAGCCCGGAGAGAAAGGCUGCAGAGGAUCCCAAGAAGAAGAAGAAGAAGCAAAGGCAAAGUAGCCCGGAGAGAAAGGCUAUAGAGGGUCCCAAGAAGAAGGAGCAAAGGCAAAGUCGCCCGGAAAGAAAAGCUGCAGAAUAUCCCAAGAAGAAGAAGAAGCAAAGGCAAAGUAGCCCGAAGAGAAAGGCUGCAGAGGAUCCCAAGGAGAAGAAGAAGCAAAGGCAAAGUAGCCCGGAGAGAAAGGCUGCAGAGGAUCCCAAGAAGAAGAAGAAGCAAAGGCAAAGUAGCCCGGAGAGAAAGGUUGCAGAGGAUCCCAAGAAGAAGAAGAAGAAGCAAAGGCAAACUAGUGGUAGCCCGGAGAGAAAGGCUGCAUUGGAUCCCAAGAAGAAGCAGCAAAGGCAAAAGAGGCCGGCUGCAGAAGAUCCCAAGAAGAAGAAGAAGCAAAGCCAAAGUAACCCGGAGAGAAAGGCUGCAGAGGAUCCCAAGAAGAAGAAGAAGAAGCAAAGGCAAAAGAGCCCGGAGAGAAAGGCUGCAGAGGAUCCCAAGAAGAAGAAGAAGCAGCAAAGGCAAAGUAGCCCGGAGAGAAAGGCUGCAGAGGCUUCCAAGAAGAAGAAGCAAAGGCAAAGUAGCCCGGAGAGAAAGGCUGCAGAGGAUCCCAAGAAGAAGAAAAAGCAGCAAAGAAAACGUAGCCCGGAGAGAAAGGCUGCAGAGGCUGCAGAAUAUCCCAAGAAGAAGAAGAAGCAAAGGCAAAGUAGCCCGAAGAGAAAGGCUGCAGAGGAUCCCAAGGAGAAGAAGAAGCAAAGGCAAAAAAGCCCGGAGAGAAAGGCUGCAGAGGAUACCAAGAAGAAGAAGCAAAGGCAAAGUAGCCCGGAGAGAAAGGUUGCAGAGGAUCCCAAAAAGAAGAAGAAGCAAAGGCAAAGUAGCCCGGAGAGAAAGGCUGCAGAGGAUCCCAAGAAGAAGAAGCAAAGGCAAAAUAGCCCGGAGAGAAAGGUUGCAGAAGCUGCAGAGGAUCCCAAGAAGAAGAAGAAGCAAAGGCAAACUAGCCCGGAGAGAAAGGCUGCAGAGGAUCCCAAGAAGAAGAAGAAGCAAAGGCAAAAUAGCCCGGAGAGAAAGGCUGCAGAGGAUACCAAGAAGAAGAAGCCAAGGCAAAGUAGCCCGGAGAGAAAGGCUGCAGAGGAUCCCAAGAAGAAGAAGAAGCAAAGAUACAAUAGCCCGGAGAGAAAGGCUGCAGAGGAUCCCAAGAAGAAGAAGAAGCAAAGGCAAAGUGGCCCAGAGAGAAAGGCUGCAGAGGAUCCCAAGAAGAAGAAGCAAAGGCAAAGUGGCCCAGAGAGAAAGGCUGCAGAGGAUCCCAAGAAGAAGAAGAAGCAAAGACAAAGUAGCCCGGAGAGAAAGGCUGCAGAGGCUGCAGAGGGUCCCAAGAAGAAGAAGAAGCAAAGGCAAAGUGGCCCGGAGAGAAAGGCUGCAGAGGAUCCCAAGAAGAAGAAGCAAAGACAAAGUAGCCCGGAGAGAAAGGCUGCAGAGGAUCCCAAGAAGAAGAAGCAAAGGCAAAACAGCUCGGAGAGAAAGGUUGCAGAGGAUCCCAAGAAGAAGAUGCAAGGGCAAAAUAGUCCGGAGAGAAAGGCUGCAGAGGAUCCCAAGAAGAAGAAGAAGCAAAGACAAAGUAGCCCGGAGAGAAAG